AUGUGUGCCCUUGCACUCCGCUUCAGCCACUCCCCCCGCCCUCCCAUCGUCCCCCCGCCCUCCCAUACUUCCCCCGCCCUCCCGUCCUCCCCCGCCCUCCCAUCCCCCCCCCGCCCUCCCAUCGUGCCACCGCCCUCCCAUCCUCCCCCCGCCCUCCCAUCUGCUAGUAGUGCAAGGGGGAGCCUCUCACGCUCCACCUAUCGCGUGACUCCUCUUCUCAUGAGCAAGCACAUAUAUCCUCGCACACCCAUCCUCGCAAUACCUCCCAUCUCCUCCAUGCCUCCCACCAUUGCCAUACCUCCCAUCUCCCCUAUUCCUCCCACCAUAGCCACACCGGCUCAUUCGCUUCUGCUAUGGUGUCUGCCUCUCCUUCCCCCGCCUCACACCCGCACCCGUCCUCCCUCUCCGAAGUUGCUUGGUUCACCCACACCCGUCCCCUCUCUCCCCCUCCGCGGUUUUCCUAGUUCCCAAGCUCAUGCCCUGCUACCCGCCCCCACCCGCCUGGCCCCUUCUAUAGCUUCUGGAGCAAAAUCCUGCCCCUUCCCUCUCUCCCGCCCUUCCCAGCCCUCCGCCUGCCCCUUUUGCCCUCCUCCCCCAUCUUGCUCUGCUCGCUGCUCCCCCUUCUCCUGCCCCUCACCUUGUUUCCGCCAAACCCAAGCCACGUGCCCAGCAUCCCCCCUUCCCCUUCCCCACUCCGCGCCUCCCGCGCUCUGCCUCCCCUUCUUCCUUCCCGCGUUCGCCCAUCACUGCUGCGCCUCUGCGCUCCCCCUCACAAUGGCGGCCAAACUGAUUUCCUGCCCCCCUCCGCGGCCCCUCCACGCCCCACCAACCGCCCCUCCUCAAACUCUGCGCAAACCAUACGCGCCAGCAUCCCCCCUUUCCCCUCCCCCAUUCAUUGGGCCACCCCUCCCCACUCCACUGCUGCCCCCAUUUGCGCUCCCCCUUCUACUGGAGCUCAAAACAGUUACGCGGACUCAUGCGAAGGCGGAGCCGGCGGUGGCGGUGUGGUCAACUGAAAGCCUCACCUGCUACUUGCCUGCGCUUUUGCAGAGUUUUCUUUUAAGAAUUCUUAAAAAACUCCCUGCUCACCGUGCCGCCUUUUUGCCCUCUCUUUUGUUCCCAUACCUUCACCUCCCCUCCCACCUCCCUUCCCCUCUCCUCCCAUCCCUUCUCGCCUCCCUUUCUUCUCCCUCGCCCUUGCCUGCGCACCCCUUUCUCAUCCGUCCGCCUCCCAUGCAUCUCCCUCUCGCCCACUCUCUGCUCCUCCCUCGCCUCUCCCCUCCAUUCCGCUUCCACCUCUCCUGUCGCCCUUCUCUCCUCCCUGCCCUCCACCCCACCCACACUCCCCUGAUCCCAAACUACCCUCUCCCACCUCUGGUCCCUUGCUUCUCCCUUCCCUGGCCUCACCCUUCCCCCUCCUAUCCCAACCACUGUCGCAUCACACACCCCUUUACGCCUCUCAUGCUCCAACCAUCCCCAUGCACCACACCCUCCUUUUCCUCCUCUUCCUCUCCCUCUCCCUCUCCCUCUCCAUCUCCCCCCCCCUCUCCUUUUCCCUCCCACCGAUCCUCCCCUAUUCCCUCCUCUUCCGUUACGUCCUUCUGUUCCCUCCCCCUCCCCCUCCCCCUCCCCAUUCUCCCCCGUCUCCCCCUCCCUUCCCAACCCCGCGCCUGUCUCGCCACCACCACCAGACGCUUCAAGCAGCUCACUCGCUUCUGCUUCGGUGUCUGCUUCUCCUUCCCCCGCCUCACACCCAUGCUCUUCCACGUUGCUGCCUUCACCCGCAACCGUCCGUUCCCGCCAGUUUCCCUCCGCGUCCCUCCCUACGCCCCUCCCUCGUUCCCCCAAUUGUGCCCUCUACCCGAGCUACCUAUCACCCCUUUCCCGCGCUCUCCUCCCGUUCCUCUCUCCUGCCCUUCCCCAACCAUCUGCCUGCCCCUUCAAGGGGCGAAGUUCGCCCCUCCGCCGCCCUGCUGCCCCCCGUUCUCCCACCCAUCUCAUCAUUUCCGCGAAACCCAAACCACAUGCGCUAAUAUCCCCAUAUUCCCCUCCCCUUCCUGCAACUCCCCCCCAUUCCGCCUCCCCUUCCCCCACCACACGGCCACCCGUAAUUUAUGCCCCUAUCUGCGCUCAAACCGAUUUUCGUCGGCUCUCGCGGAGGCGGCGGUAGAGGCGCGCGUGCAGCGGGAAUGGCGGCGGUAG
This is a messenger RNA of Closterium sp. Naga37s-1, 2202 nucleotides long. The record is from the annotation of a GenBank genome assembly. Lineage: Eukaryota; Viridiplantae; Streptophyta; Zygnematophyceae; Desmidiales; Closteriaceae.